Messenger RNA from Nylanderia fulva, 1563 nucleotides. NCBI's taxonomy places the organism in Eukaryota, Metazoa, Arthropoda, Insecta, Hymenoptera, Formicidae. The record is from RefSeq and is a predicted model, not a curated record.
AUGCAGAAGUUAGAAUCAAGGAAGUGGUUUCCGGCGAAGGAGUCCUUCGACGACUAUGCUAUCGACAAGCUGGCAAUGAUGCAUAGACUGGACCUACCCGAGAGUGACCGGAUCCAGCUUCUGAUUGGCGGAAUCCAGCAGACUCCGCUGAAGGCGACGGCGUUGUCCCUCACGGCCGACACGAUGGACGUCUUCCUCGAAAAGAUGAGGACCAUCGCUCAGGGCAUGGCAGAGACAGACCGCAGGACGUUGCAGUUACAUCCGCAGGUCAAGGAUAAGCAGGCCAAGGAUACCUGCAAAACUGUGGCAAAAGGGGUCACACAUACAAGGAAUGCAGAGGAGAGCCAAGCUGCUUCUACUGCAAGGAAAAGGGCCACCGCAGUGCACGCAGUCAAGAAAGCUAAUUUGAAUCCUAGGAUAGCUAGGUGGACGUUAGCUUUACAGAAUUACACUUUCGAUAUUUCUCACCGGCCAGGUAAUAGGAUGAUACACGCAGAUGCCCUCAGUCGUAGUGUUGCACUUGUGGACGAACUUCCACUGGAGCGAAGACUCGAAUUCCUCCAAUUAGCAGACCCUGAAAUUUUAAAAUUAAGCAACGAAUUAGAAUUAGAAGAGAAUGAUAAGUUUGCGUUGAUAGAUGGUUCCUCUAAUAGACUGGAGAGCGAGACUCAAUUGUAUCCGUUGCCAAAGUCUCCCUUAGAAUUGAUACACAUAGACCACUUCGGUCCACUCCAGGAAACUGUAGACGGCUAUAAACAUAUUUUUCUUGUAAUAGAUGCAUUCAUUAGAUUCACGUGGCUAUAUGCAACUAAAUCUACCGGUGCGAAAGAGGCAAUGAGGCUUCUGGAUAAUCUGUUCUCUAUUUUUGGAAAGCCAGUAGAAUUGGUCUCAGGUAGAGGUUCCGCUUUCACUUCGAAUGAGUUCAUUAAUUAUCUACAAAAACAAAAUAUUAAGCAUAGAAAAGUGGCUGUAGCGGCUCCUUGGGCCAAUGGCAUGAUUGAAAGAGUAAACAGAUUCCUAGAAACUUCUUUGACUAAGCACAUAGACUCUCAAAUAGAGUGGAAACAAAACUUGAGCGAAAUACAAUACGUUAUAAACAAUACGCACCAUUCGACAAUUAAAGCCACUCCGUCAAAACUCCUGUUGGGAUACGAACAGCGUAACCAUAAAGACCAUGCAAUAGCUCGCAUCACAAAAGCCUUGCACGAUGUAGAUCAGGAUCUAGAAUCAGAUAGGAGCGUUAGUCGCGAUACCGCUUUACAAACGACCGAUAUGAUUAGGAAUUAUAAUAAAAUAUACAAGGACAAACAUAGCAUUAAACCAACAAAAUAUAAAAAAGGUGAUUAUGUGAUGAUCAGAAAUGACCGGAAUAAAGUAGGGGUGAGUUCUAAAUUGAAACCUAAUUAUAAGGGUCCAUACUUAGUGGCAAAAAGUUUGGGAUCAAAUCGAUAUGUAAUAACAGACGUACCAGGUUUCAAUUUGAAACAAAAACCCAUGAACACCGUCAUGUCAUCUGACCGCAUAAAACCUUGGAUAAAAGUUACUUCACCUGUAAAUAAUUAA